Varroa destructor (honeybee mite) is the source of this 1720-nucleotide messenger RNA. RefSeq names its product retinol dehydrogenase 16-like. Lineage: Eukaryota; Metazoa; Arthropoda; Arachnida; Mesostigmata; Varroidae. Gene Ontology annotation, cellular component: intracellular membrane-bounded organelle. Gene Ontology annotation, molecular function: oxidoreductase activity. Gene Ontology annotation, biological process: steroid metabolic process. The record is from RefSeq and is a predicted model, not a curated record.
UCACGUAGUAGCUGUCUCGAGUCCGCUAUGUAUCUCGUUGAAUCGAGCUGACCCCUCGAUAAAUGACCAACCGCUGUCUCUAGUGCGCGUGUAACGAUCACAUCCACUGAGGUCUCUUGAGGCUUAGCAAAAAAUUGAAUAGUGCCUGCAACACGAAGCUGCAGUAGCUGAGGCAGGGAAAAGAUCGAAACGGUUCAGUGUACCCAUCUCGGUGUUAAAGUUGACCCAUUCGCUGAAUGGUGCCGCGUACCGACCAAGAGCUCUGUGAAGUAAAGCUGAGAUAGAGUGAAUCAAUCUAUUAGUCUUCGAGAGACGGUUAAUUGUGACUAAUUACUUGAAAUGGUUUUGGAUUCGUGGCGCCGUCCAUCAGGAGGCAAUAUGACAUGGUUCAAUAUGAAACAUUACCUUCUGUUAUCAUUUCUUACAUUUAAAUUUCUGGACUGGAGUCGCGCUACCUCGUUGCCGCUUUGGGAUCUUUUGUCAUAUAUCUUGGUAUUGGGAGCGAGCUACUGGCUGGGAUUCGUAACGUAUCGAUACUUGAAGCGAUAUAAUCUCGCUUUUCAAGUCGCUAGUUAUAAGAAGGCCAUAGUAAUUACUGGUUGUGACACAGGAUUUGGAAAUAUGCUCGCCCGCAGAUUGGCACCCCGUGGCUUUCAGGUUUUGGCGGGCUGUCUGAAUCCUUCAGCUCCCGAAGCAACAAUACUAGAGACGGUGCCCAAUGUCAGCGUUUUUCCUCUUGACGUCACAAGUGAGGGAAGCCUUCGUGAGGCUUUAGACAUCGUUUCUACGAAGCUCAAGGAAUCUGGACACGAUUUGUGGUGUGUAGUUUGCAAUGCCGGCAUCUGUGAAGUCGGCGAACUUGAAUGGCAGAGUAUAAUGUCCAUCGAGCGAACUCUUGACGUCAACGUCAUGGGCUCUAUUCGAACUAUCCGGACAUUUUUGCCGACUCUUCGAGCCUCAAAGGGACGAAUUGUUCUUUGUGCUAGUGUUCUGAGCAACAUUUCCAGCCCUGGAUUCGUUGCGUACUCAAUGAGCAAAGCGGCGAUAGCUUCUCUGGGAGAGGGACUCAAACGUGAACUGCAGGAUUGGGAUGUUAACGUUUGUACAGUUCAACCCGCGCUGUACAAAACCGGGCUUCUCCGUUUCGACCAAGUGAAGAACGACUUCUUCAGUGCCCAAUUGAACAUGCUUUCCGAACAUGUUCGUAGUGACUACGGACACGAGUACUUCAUUGCCUUCUGGAACACAAUUGCCAAGUUCUUCGAGAAGCACGCCAACCCAUAUCCCGAACAGGCAGUCGAUGUCCUGUACCAUGCAAUUACGACGGUAUGGCCAGAAACUCACUAUAGAGCUGGCAGCUGGAAACAGCUAAUUCUCUACAACCUGCUAGAUUACCUGCCUACGGAGGUGGUUGAUCUGAUGUUUGAUAAGAUCAUGAAGCCUCCUGUAUUGCCAAAUGCUGUAAUGAAAAGCUAAUCGUAAACGCAGAUGCGGUCAGUUGAAUUUCAUUUUCGUCAAAUGGAUCACCAUUAUAAAUUGCGGAUGUCCACUACUAUACUUAGAGAGAAUUGCCGCGCACAAGCUAAACGUACUAUCAUGGCGUUUGUAUCGUGCGCUAUAAAAUUUACAAGCAAACAAUCUGAUAACAGAAGCGUUUCAGCAAAUAUUGUUGGUAAGACGUUGCCGGGCCGGUGCGGAUCGCUGCGUUACUGAACACCGC